AUGUUUACCUUGGCUAUUGGCGCCUUUUUCAAAGUCGAGACGUUGACAAUGGUCAAGAUGAUGGCCGUAGGCAUAAGUUUUCUAGGCAUCAUUUUAGUAUCAUAUUCAGAUCAGCUCUCAGAUAAGCAGCCGCUUCCCCAUCCCUCUUCGGCCGAUCCGUCUGCAUCCUCUUGGUCAAUCCCCACGCGUAUCAUAGGUGACAUCUUUGCUCUUUUAGGGGCCCUUUUUUACGGAUGUUAUACGACACUACUGAAACUAAAAAUUGGCGAUGAAACUCGUGUCGAUAUGCCUCUGUUUUUCGGAUACGUUGGCGCUUUCAACGUGGUGCUCUUGUGGCCCUUUUUAUUUGUCUUGCACUGGACCGGUCUUGAACCACUCGAAUUACCUUCGACAGAAACGCUUUGGGCCAUGAUCCUCAUCAAUGCCUUCAUAGGCACCUUUUUAUCCGAUUAUAUCUGGCUGUUGGCCAUGCUCAUGACCUCGCCUUUGGUCGUUACUCUGGGCAUUUCUUUGACGAUUCCGCUGGCUUUGGUGGGCGAUGUGGUGUUCAAGCAUGUCAUUCCCGGAUCACAGUACGCGUUGGGAGCGGUGCUGGUAGUGAUUGGAUUUUUUAUCGUCAAUAUCACCACGUUGGCCUCGGUGAAAACUCAGCCUCAUCUUGUAUCCCAAGACGAAAACAGCCAAACCGAAUCGUCAUCAUCGCCAUAA
This is a messenger RNA of Radiomyces spectabilis, 708 nucleotides long. RefSeq lists its product as uncharacterized. Gene Ontology annotation, cellular component: membrane. The coding region runs from base 1 to 708 and encodes 235 amino acids. Gene Ontology annotation, biological process: regulation of peptide transport. The transcript is spliced from 4 exons. The record is from RefSeq and is a predicted model, not a curated record. Lineage: Eukaryota; Fungi; Mucoromycota; Mucoromycetes; Mucorales; Radiomycetaceae.